CCGUUUCAAAAGUUGCACUGAAGCGAACGGUUUGAGCAGGUGCUGCUUGUUUCCCACUGAUAAAAGUUCUUCUCUCGUUGCUCUGAAAUGUCCCUGGUCUGUUUGUCAGACUUUGAAGCUUAUGCAAAGAAACAUCUUCCCAAGGUCAUCUGGGAGUAUUUGGCAGCUGGGGCAGAUGAAUCUUGUACUCGAGAUGACAACCUCUUGGCAUUUAAAAGAAUCCGUCUGCGACCCCGCAUGCUGCGCGACGUGUCUGUAGUAGACACCAAGACCACGAUCCUGGGCACGGAAAUCAGCUUUCCCGUGGGGAUUGCUCCCACAGGUUUGCACAAGCUGGCUUGCCCUGAUGGAGAGAAGAGCACAGCCAAAGCGGCAGAAGCCAUGAAUACCUGCUACAUUGCCAGCACGUACGCCACUUGCUCAGUGGAAGAAAUAGUUGCUGCAGCACCUGCCAGCUUUCGAUGGUUCCAGCUUUACAUUCAUCGGAAGAGGUCGGCCUCGGAGCAGCUGGUGAGACGGGCAGAAGCCUCGGGUUUCCAGGCUCUGGUGCUGACGGUGGAUGUUCCCUACACCGGUAAGAGGCGGGAUGACAUCCGCAACCAGUUCCAGCUGCCGCAGCACAUGUCCAUCAAGAACUUGGAAGGCUUCUUUGAGGAUCAUGACCGCUCAGAGUACGGCUUGCCUGCUAAUUCCGUGGAGCCCUCUCUUGGUUGGGAGGACAUCCGCUGGCUCCAGAGCUUGACCCGCCUGCCCAUCAUCCUCAAGGGGAUCCUGACUAAAGAAGACGCAGAUCUGGCCAUGAGAUACGGGGUCCAAGGGAUCAUCGUCUCCAACCACGGUGGGAGACAACUGGACGGAGUCCCAGCAAGUGUCGAUGCUUUGGUGGAAAUUAAGGAGGCAGUGCAAGACAAGCUUGAACUUUAUUUGGACGGAGGGGUACGGACCGGAAGUGAUGUGUUAAAAGCUCUGGCCCUCGGGGCCAAGUGCGUCUUCAUUGGAAGGCCAGCCUUAUGGGGGCUCUCCUAUAAGGGCACAGAGGGUCUUCAAGAAGUGCUGCAGAUUUUAAAAGAUGAAUUCCGUUUGUCCAUGGCUUUAACAGGAUGUCGCAACGUCUCUGAAAUCGGCCGGCACUUGGUUCAGCCCUCCAAACUGUAAUGGCUCUUUCUGACAUCACUCAGCGGAUGCACCAAAGGAAAAGAAGCAGCGGAUGGGCCGCUUGGCCAAGAACAUGCACGCCUCUCAGUCCCUGAAUGACUUCCUGUGUUACUAAGCUUGUGCAGCUGAGAAAGACUGUAGUUUACAAGUCCACUACUGACUUGUUUAAUUCUGCACUUGAUUGCUGCUGGAGGCUUGGCUUGAAUCGAAACCCCGGGUCUUGUGGAGUCUCGAUCCCACUAGCCAAUGAAAAUUUCUUCUUUGUUCUCUCUUUCCUGUCAUCCCAACUAACUCUAUGCUAGCCAAGAGCUCUGUGUUCACACAAUCCUUGAUGUAUCUGGAGAUUCCUGUCACCUUAAAGACAUGGUUAUAACUCGCCAA
Molecule: messenger RNA, 1536 nt
Organism: Sphaerodactylus townsendi
Lineage: Eukaryota; Metazoa; Chordata; Lepidosauria; Squamata; Sphaerodactylidae
Gene: HAO2
Product: hydroxyacid oxidase 2
Exons: 8
Coding region: 88-1155 (355 amino acids)
Molecular function (GO): oxidoreductase activity; FMN binding
Source: RefSeq, a predicted model, not a curated record